Exophiala aquamarina CBS 119918 is the source of this 1248-nucleotide messenger RNA. RefSeq lists its product as uncharacterized. The transcript is spliced from 5 exons. Bases 1 to 1248 code for a protein of 415 amino acids. Lineage: Eukaryota; Fungi; Ascomycota; Eurotiomycetes; Chaetothyriales; Herpotrichiellaceae. The record is from RefSeq and is a predicted model, not a curated record.
AUGGCAAGCGAGAAAUAUUACAUCAAGAAUGCCAUUACCAAACCUGCGAUCCAUCACCAGUCCUACCAGCAGUUAUGGGAGACAAAAUGGAAGAAGCCAUGCGAGAUGGGUGUAUAUCCAUUCAUGUUCGGAAGCAUCAAGGACUUUGAACCUGUAGCGCAAGAUAUCAUCAAGGCAGGAUUGAAAGAACCGUACGAUUGGGAUGAAUAUGCACCCUACUACUUCCCCAAGGCUGAAGAGCUGAGCAAAAUCGCGGAAGAAGCCGAAAAAGCUGGGGAGAAAGAGAAGGCCUCGGAAUACUAUCUCCGAAGUGCUGCUGUCUAUCGAAUCUCUCGAUUUCCCGCCCCACGGUCGGAAAAGCAAAAGUAUGCCUGGAGAGUUGGGACGGAAACCUUCUACAAGGGCGCAGCGCUUAUGGAGCACCCCAUCAAAGAAGUGCGAAUCCCUCAUAAACAUGCGAUGGAAGGUGAGGGUGACGUCGUCCCGGUCAAUUUCCUGCUUCCCCCAGGGGCCUCGCCGGAAAAGCCUGCCGCUGUUGUUCUGAUCAUCACCGGUCUCGACGGAUAUCGUACAGAGCUGGCCGUGUGGCAACAGGGGUUCCUGCAAAAGGGCGUUGCGACUGUCAUUGCUGAGAUCCCAGGGACAGGAGACUCACCAGCCGCCCGACAGGACCCUACCAGUCCAGACAGACAGUGGUCCAGUGUUCUGGACUGGAUAGAUACCCAAAAGGCCAUUGACAACAAAAGAAUCGUUGUGUGGGGCUUCUCAACAGGUGGGUACUACGCGCUCCGGGCGGCCCAUACACACAAGGAUAGGCUCCUGGCAAGUAUCAGCUUGGGCGGAGGAGCGCAUCACAUGUUCGAUCGGGAAUGGCUCGAGAAUGUGAAUAAGCUGGAGUAUCCGUUCGAUCUGGGGAACACUCUGGCAUACAAGUUCGGCUAUCCAGACCUGGAGUCUUUCAUCCAGGACGCCGGGAAAUUCUCUUUGUUAAACGAUGGAACACUGGACAAGCCAUGUACCAAGGUACUCCUGGUCAACGGAAACGACGAUGAGAUCUUUCCCAUCGAUGAUAUGUUCGUUGCACUUGAGCACGGUCAGCCUAAAUUGGCACGAAUGGUCAAGGGAAAGAAGCACAUGGGAGAGCCCGACAGCUUUUUCAUCAUUCUCAAAUUCAUCUAUGGCCUUUUUGGGCUUGAUGGCAACAUUAUGGACCAGAUGAAAACACUUCCUAGCAGAUCGAAAUACUAA